Messenger RNA from Saccostrea cuccullata (small rock oyster), 1237 nucleotides. RefSeq names its product dehydrogenase/reductase SDR family member 7-like. Bases 156 to 1130 code for a protein of 324 amino acids. Lineage: Eukaryota; Metazoa; Mollusca; Bivalvia; Ostreida; Ostreidae. The transcript is spliced from 9 exons. The record is from RefSeq and is a predicted model, not a curated record. Gene Ontology annotation, molecular function: oxidoreductase activity.
GUAUUGAUUGAGGAUUUAUGACACAUUUUUGCAAAAUCAAAAUUAGAGAAUUCUAUUAUUUGUUGCCACAGAAAUCGCUAUAUUUCAUUUUCCUAACUUUGCCCUGCUCCUGUGGCCAUUCUGCCUACUUUCGGUGAUAUUAAAAAGAGGGAAACAUGCUUGAUUACCUGUUCUACUUCUUCCUUGGAGUUGUGGCUAUAUAUUCUGUGCUUUUUGUCCUGAUUUUGAUCGGUGACUGUGACCUUUACUUACAAUUUGCCGAAAAUUUUGGAAAGAAACCAAAUGUACUGAAGGACAAAGUUGUAUGGAUAACUGGUGCUUCCAGUGGCAUUGGUGAAUGUUUGGCAUAUGAGCUAGCUAAAGCUGGUUGUAAGCUCUGCCUGUCAGCUCGCAGAGAAAAGGAGCUCGUACGAGUCAAGAAGGAAUGUCUGUUGCAUGGAAAAGUCAAGGAUGAGGACAUACUGGUGCUGCCUCUGGAUGUACUUAAGUUUGAGACACAUUCACAGGCUACUCAACAUGUGUUAAAACAUUUCAGUAAGAUUGAUGUUCUGGUAAACAAUGCUGGCCGCUCACAACGCGCAUUAUUUGAGGAGACAUCCAUAGAAACUGACCGGGAAGUUUUAGAGCUGAAUGUUUUGGGAGUUCUCUCCCUUACAAAGCAGGUGCUCCCACAUAUGUUGGAGAGGAAGGAGGGACAUAUUGUCGUCAUGAGCAGUAUUGCAGGAAAACUUAGUGCUCCAAAUUCUGCAUCUUACACAGGAAGUAAACAUGCAAUUCAGGGCUGGUUUUCUACUCUGGCCGUGGAGACGUUUGACCAGAACAUAGCGGUCACUCUUCUCUGUCCCGGUCCUGUGUUCUCUAAUCUACUGGACACAGCAUUUACAGGGAAACCGGGAGAGGAAUUAAAAGAAAAAAUGAGUUCUUCUGAUAAGAGAAUGUCCACUGCUCGCUGUGCAGAGUUAUGUUCCAUUGCCAUCGCUAACCGUCUGUCUGAAGCCUGGAUAGCCCUCAAUCCUGUCUUGUUGUUUACCUAUGGAUUCCAGUACUUCCCUAAUUUAUCUAGAGUAAUAGCGAAAAGAAUGGGACUGAAAAUGUUAAAGAACAUACGAGAGGGAAGAUUAAAUAAAUGAUUCACUAACAAUACUCAUUCAAAGUACAUGACAUGAACUACCAAACAAUUGUUGGUUGAUUCUGGUGAAACAUUUUAUCUGGAAAUAAAUCUUUUUAAAGAUUCUUA